Pangasianodon hypophthalmus (striped catfish) is the source of this 2019-nucleotide messenger RNA. RefSeq names its product nodal-related 1 (gene ndr1). The coding region runs from base 344 to 1471 and encodes 375 amino acids. The record is from RefSeq and is a predicted model, not a curated record. Gene Ontology annotation, cellular component: extracellular region. Lineage: Eukaryota; Metazoa; Chordata; Actinopteri; Siluriformes; Pangasiidae. Gene Ontology annotation, molecular function: type I activin receptor binding; growth factor activity; cytokine activity. The transcript has 3 exons. Gene Ontology annotation, biological process: SMAD protein signal transduction; BMP signaling pathway.
AUCAGAGUAACGCGCAUGAAUCCAUCUGCGCCGCUAAUGGUAUUGUUUACGGCGCAGCAGAGCGUCAGUGCGUUCACACCUCCGCGCGCUCUAAAGGCGGCUUGGUUUCGGUGCGCGAUGACCUUGACAUGGAUCACACGCGGCACUUCAAAGGCAGCGCGCGCGCUGCGGAUCAUCAAACGGCGCUGUAGUUUCUGUAAGUUUUGAAAGGAGCUUAAUUAAAGAGGCUCUGCAUCAGCGAACCCAAGUCAUUCCCUCCGAGGAGCGAGCAGAGAGCAAGACCAGACCGCGGAGCUGUCUGUCCUCGUUCUCUGUCCUCUGCCUUAUUCCUGCUGGUAUUACUAUGAAACACUUGGUGUGCGGGAUUUUGUGCGUGGCGCUGUGGGUGCGCUCGGUCUCCGCCACUGCGCUCGUCAGCAGGAAGCGCGGAUCCGCUAAAGGACCGUAUCCGCUCUACAUGAUGCACCUCUACCGCACUUUACUGGCCGGAGACGCAAAGAAAUUAGCGGGGACUUCGAGCGCGGGGAUCGGAUACGAACAUCCAUCUCUGCACCACUCCGACUCGGUGCUCAGCCUCGUCGCCAAAAGUUGCUACCAGGUGGGUGACAAGUGGGCCGUCACGUUUGACAUGUCCUCCAUCUCGGCGAGCGACGAUGUGCAGCGCUCAGAGCUGCGCCUGCGCCUCCCGGACUUCUCCGCCUCUGAGAACCCCGUGGUGGACAUCUACCACGCUCCCAAAGGCGCCCAGGAGCGUCUUCACCUGGGUCGCAUUGACGCCGCGUCGAGCACGUCUCCAUCCUCACACUCCUCUUGGAGAGUCCUGAAUAUCACCCAGCUGCUGAAGUACUGGCUGCACCAGGGGGGUCUGCCUCCCACCCAGGUUCACUGGGACGAAGGGGCACCCCAGGACCUUGAGAAUGCCAUCCAGCAUCCGACAGCCAACAGCGUCAUGAUGGUGGUUUACUCCAAGCAGGUGAGGACAGAAGCGUCUACGCUGAUCCGCACAGCUGAGCACUCCAAGUAUGUGGCUCAGGAUCGGGCGCUGUCUGAGCCCGUGGCCCGGAGACACAAACGCAACCACCGGGCGCACAAGAGGGUGAGCGAGGCAGCAGGGGACAGCGCGAUCCCAGCACUCACACAAGUCGAGGGUGAAAAGAAGACCCUGUGCCGGAAGGUGGACAUGUGGGUGGACUUUGACCAGAUUGGCUGGAGUGAGUGGAUUAUUUAUCCAAAGAGAUACAACGCAUACCGCUGUGAAGGUGGCUGCCCUACGCCGGUGGACGAGUCGUUCACUCCGACGAAUCACGCAUACAUGCAGAGCCUGUUGAAGCUGCACCAACCGGACCGCGUCCCGUGUCCAUCCUGCGUACCUACACGCCUGGCUCCUCUCUCCAUGCUCUACUAUGAGAAUGGGAAGAUGGUGAUGAGGCAUCACGAAGGCAUGGUGGCGGAGGCAUGCGGCUGCCACUGAUCUAACUCUCAAACACCGAGCCAAAUCGACUUCAGCACUUACGGCGUCUUUACCUGCCCAUCCCCAACAACGAGAGACUGCCAGAGAACUUUAGCACUAAGCAGAGAGACAAUGUAGAAAUGUGGACAAUGCACAAAAACAUUUCUUCACCAUUGGUCAGAAACUUAGCCCUUUCAUACACCAGUGAUGGACGAUUCGUUCCUUUUAAAUGAUUCAGUUAAGUGAAUCGAUUCUCAGGGAUGCAUGAACCAUUUUUUAAAGAUUGACAUUUGAUAUUGUAUCAUGCUCAGGGUUUUAAGACUAGCCAUUCUGACUGGCUAAUAAAUUUAUAGAUUCACUUGAACAGCUAGUUCAAAAGAAUCGAAUCAGUUAAGUGAAUCACUACACUGUGUUAUACUUAGAAUAAAUAACUGCUCCUAUGAGUUAGAUACUCAACAGCUAGAUAUUAUCUCCAGUGCCUUACUUUUUCGUGUUUAUAAACUGUAUAAUGUUUGUACAUAUGGGAUCUGACAAAUGUAAUGAAAUAUAUUUUAUGCAUAUUUAGUAAA